Fusarium verticillioides 7600 is the source of this 2402-nucleotide messenger RNA. RefSeq lists its product as hypothetical. The transcript has 5 exons. The coding region runs from base 277 to 2316 and encodes 679 amino acids. The record is from RefSeq and is a predicted model, not a curated record. Lineage: Eukaryota; Fungi; Ascomycota; Sordariomycetes; Hypocreales; Nectriaceae.
AAGUGGUAGGCGCUGUGAAGGAUGAGCAGUGCGAGCGCCAGUGCCCGCAUUAAUAGUAAACUGGAAGCCCCAGUCAGUCAGUGAAUCACUGGGUACAACCGACUUCAAAACCUUACCUGGGCUUGCCUUUUCUUCUUCUUCUCUUCUUCUCUCCUAACCACUUUUACCUCACCUUACCUCACCUCUUUUCCAUCGCUCUUAGGUCAAAGUCCGACGGUUUUACUGCUUCCUUGGGUCUUCAACAUUCGCAUUCCGAGCGGAUCGAAAGUCGGGGAAAUGGAUCUCUUCGACUUGGUAGAUCACUUUCUCCUCCAGGAUCCGGAUAUGAACCCCAUGCGUGACGAAAUCUUCGACCUUGAGGAUGGGGAUCUAUACCACGACGACUAUACUUGGUAUAAUGUGGAUGAAUCGCCAGAUGUUCGACCCAGAUGUGGCCUUUUUCAAUUCAAAUUUGAGACAUUCGACCUCAUUGUUGUUUUCAACCCAUGGAACUCUAACUUACCUAGGCCUUGGAAAGGCAAGUAUCGUGGAACAGAUGCAUCUGGGGGCCUGGAGACUGGUUACCACUCAUCUUGCGUCGACAGUUUUGCCGUGGACUUUACGCUUGCCGGCAACACCAUUACUGCCAUCUGGAACGUUACCCGUUACAGAGACACAAGGUAUGGAAACAUUGACGAUGAACCUUUUCCCUCUUUUGAGGCAAAUCGUCUACGCCGGUUGAAGAAGAUGUUUGCUGAGGAAUUUAUGACUACCAUCGGGGGUCGUCUUCCCCUUGAGGUCUGUGAGAACAUUGGGCGCUACUGCUUGAGAAACUACGCAGCGAGACUCUUCAAAGAUACUUGGGAGAAGAAGAGCCAUUUUGGGACUAAAGACGCCAAUUUCCGCGUCGCCAAGCCCUAUGAUGUAUGGGCACAACACAUAGAGUUCGAGGGUAUCCAGUACAUCAAGUCUCUUUCAACCACCCGCCGAAACGAGAGUGACACGAAGCUCUUGGGGGCUGCACACGGCACACAUGUCAACAUCUACUUUGCCGAAGACCUUUUGGGUAUUCGUGAAGUUAUAGUAACUGAAGAUGACGACACCCCAUUGACUCAAGAAGAAGGCUUGACAUGGGUUGUCAACCGCCGAAUUGCCCUUCCAUUCUGGUUCAAAUCCAAGUCCGACGGUCUCAAAUUGCGUGGACUAGCCAUAACCAGAACAGAGAAACUUGAUGCCAACUAUCAACAGAAGCGCUGGGCUCAUCUGCCCGUUCACUUGGACGCUUGCCGACUCGCUUCACCGCUAGUUUGUGACAGUGAAGUGUCAACGGAGCCGAUUCGAGCAGUCGACUGGAACUUACCUGGAUGCCGAGGAUAUUCUAUUCUCAUAGACAUGCAUUGCGUUUGUGAUAUCAUCCCAAGCAAUACGGGAGGGCCAUCCUCACAGUUUAUGGAUGUGGAUAAUAAGCAUCAGGGUGCUUGGGUUUACAUACCUAUUGAUGAAGAUGAGCGAGUCACCGAGCUUUGGGUUCGAAGCGGCAGGUUCCCGCGAGUUUAUAGCUCGUUUGCCAAGUGCCGAAGUCUGGUUAUACGCACAAGCAAAGGCCGUAGCUUUGCUCUUGGGUCUAACAUCGAAUCUCGAUCUACCACGAAUUAUGAAUGCAUGUUCACCUACUAUGGGAUUGCUAAGCUGUUGUCAACCCAGCCAUCUCGAAUGCUGUACUGCAAGGCGAGGCCUUCAAGGUUCUGGGUGUGUUUUAACCCGGCGAGAAACUUGAAUCAGCGCAGGAUCGAUUUCUCUCUACCGAAACCUUCUAAGCCCACUGCAUUCACAGGCAAACAGUUCUUAUCGUCAGUUGCGGAGCUUCGAGAUGUCAGGAUGAUUGCAGUAUGUCGAAACCGGAAAUCCUAUGUGGGUGAGGAAGUCGUCGGCUUGCUCCUCACAUACGCCGACGGUCGUCAACGAUGCCUUGGCCACAUCCGUCUCGAUCACAUGAAUGCGCCUCUCAUGGUUACUUCGGGAAAUAUAUGGCUUGGAUCUGACAAAGCAGACAAUGAGCCUCUCCCUGAAGGCUUCUGGCCCCGGACAAAAAAGAUCAAGUGGGUUGGGGUGGAGAAGCCUUUCCCAGAUGAGAACCGUGAGUAUUUGGAAGUGUCGCUUGAAGGUUCUCUAGAAUGGCAAAGUUGCAAGAACCUGGGCUAUUACAAUCACGCAGUGCUUCAACAUGAGAGCAGCGAGCUACAGGAUACAGUGGACGAGAUGGACGGGGUGCUGGCCCAUGAGACCACACGGGAACUUGCUCCUUUGGCGGCCAGAACGUUCGCUGUGGAAUUUUGAAAGCCAAGAUUUCGUUUGAGACUUAGACCAAGCCGAUGUCUUUGAGGUACUUCGCAAUUUCACGGAGGUGGUCUGUACGGGUGGUG